Heterostelium album PN500 is the source of this 1443-nucleotide messenger RNA. RefSeq lists its product as uncharacterized. Bases 1 to 1443 code for a protein of 480 amino acids. The transcript has 3 exons. The record is from RefSeq and is a predicted model, not a curated record. Lineage: Eukaryota; Evosea; Eumycetozoa; Acytosteliales; Acytosteliaceae. Gene Ontology annotation, molecular function: protein binding.
AUGUAUGUUUAUGUCAAUUAUUUCGAAACAAAAAACUAUCUGUUUAUUGAUAAUUAUGGUGGUCGUUGUUGUUCGAUGGCGAUGAGAAGUCUGUCUAACAUUUCUUCUAUUCUUUCGAGUGUGCUACUGUCUGUAAUGAUACUGUCUAUCAAUCAAAUAAGUUUAAUAAUGGAUAAUAGUAUAUUUAAAUUAGUUUUCAAUAAUAUUUUAUUGAGAAAUUUUAUAUUUCAACAAGUUAGAUCAAUACACGUAGAUUGUUUGCGAGAAAAGAGUUACAAGUGGCAUGAAGUAGAGUGUAAACCAUAUCUAUUGGCUGGUUACAACUACUUUCAAUUGUUAAAAGAAUAUUAUAAAGGUGUAGCAGGAAAGAAUAAGAAAUGGUAUAGAUUCCUUGUUUCUUCGUCGAUCGAUACCGAUUUGGUGAUUGGCAAAACAUUGAGAAUCGCUGUUAUACAAGACCGCUUGGAGAUAGUAAAGUAUUUCAUGGAGCAUUACAAGCUGUAUGAAGAGGUGGGUCGUCUUAUGGGCAAUGCCGUUUGCUAUGGAAAGAUGGACAUUCUUCUGUAUUUAGAUCAACUGCCAGCAAAGAAUAAAGAUUAUGCGGUGUUAAUAAGUAAUACUCCACUGGGUGGAAAUUUCCCAAUGUUGGAAUGGAUCAUUAAGAACAAGUUGGCUACAAGCAGUAGCAAUGACAAUGAAACUAGAUAUAUUCUGUUGGAAACGAUAAAGAAUGCUGCUUUGGCUGGUCGUGUCGAUAUGCUGGAAUUCUUGAUGGCCAGAGCAAAGCUGACGACUCUCAGUGAAGCGGCUACUCCAUAUAUCUUGGUAUCGGCAAUCAAGAGUGGUAGUAUUGCAACGGUUGAAUGGCUGUUGGCACAUGGUAUCGAGUAUGAAGAAGGUGUCAACUAUAUAAAUCUCGCUGCUCUACAUGGUCAUCUCAAUAUGGUACUCUAUUUCCACGAGUGGAAUCUCGGUUCGUUCUCACCAAAAACCAUGGACUUUGCUAUUAGCUCCGGAAGUUUGCAGCUCGUUCAAUGGCUACAUGAAAAUCGGAAGGAUGGAUGUACACACUCUUCGAUGGUUAAUGCUGCAUCCAAGAAUCGAUUGGAUAUGGUUAGGUGGCUGCACCUCAAUCGAUCGGAUUCCUUUGACAAUAGCAUUCUCAAUGAUAUCUUAAAGAAUAAGCCACAAGUCUCUGUAGGUAUCCUACAAUAUAUGUUGGACAACAAGUUGUACACGGUGAUCGAUAACCACAAUAUUGCAAUGAGCAUAUUUUCUAAAUCGAUCGGUGAAAGCGAACAGAAAGUAAACAAUUUAAAAUUCUUGCUCUACAACCGACAUCGACUUUUUGACAAACCAAUCGAAUUGGCUAAUCUAUUAGAAUUAUCAAUAGAUUCAGCGGUAUCGAAAUACGUCAUUCAAAGAUAUUACAAUACCAAUUAA